Molecule: messenger RNA, 1065 nt
Organism: Drosophila rhopaloa
Lineage: Eukaryota; Metazoa; Arthropoda; Insecta; Diptera; Drosophilidae
Product: angiopoietin-related protein 7-like
Exons: 4
Coding region: 38-544 (168 amino acids)
Source: RefSeq, a predicted model, not a curated record
GGAAUAGUUAGUAAGUCGCUCCUCAGCGAAGUAAAAAAUGAAUUGCAUAAAUGCUUAUAUAGUCCUUGUGUCUAUUGGCCUAUGCAUAUCGGCAGAAAAUUCCGAUCCUUUAACCUCUAUACAGAUACAAGAGAAAAUCAAGACAACGACGGAUACCCUAACCUCUAUUGAUAAGCUUUUGCUUGACUUGGAGGCUCGUCGAGAGUCCUUACAGCAGAUGAAGGAAUCUUUUAGCCAAGAAAGGGCCGACAUCUACCCCACUUCCUGCCUGUCUACGUACAACCAAAACCGCUCAAGUCUUAUGGUGCAGGUCCCGGGGCACUCUGCUUUCCAGGUUGCCUGCGAUACUUCCCAGUUGGCCGGACUGGGCUGGUUGGUCAUUCAGAGGCGCAAGAGCGGCAAGGUUAAUUUUUAUCGCGAUUGGAGUGAAUAUAAGACGGGAUUCGGGUACGAGGAAGACGACUAUUUCAUAGGCCUGGAGAAGCUGCAUUGGCUAACGGCCUACCAGCCUUUCGAGCUCUACAUCUACUUAGAGGAAUUCUAAAAUAUAAAGAGUUUCGCCAAAUACGACGAGUUUAUCAUUGGCGACGAGUCCGAAAAGUUUGCCUUAAAAGUACUUGGUCAGUACUCCGGAACCGCUUGAGACUCCCUAAGCUACCAAAAGGGUCAGGCGUUUUCCACAUACGAUCAGGACAAUGAUAAAUCCGGUAACACAAACUGCGCCCAAUUCCAUGUCGGAGCUUGGUGGUACAACAAUUGUGCUGAGAGUAAUCUAAAUGGUCAACAUGUCGACAUUUUUGGCAAAUUACCCGAAGACAAGGCGCGAUUGAUUACCUGGAAUUCAUUUAACACGAGUUCUCAUUUCUCAUUUGUUCAAAUGAUGAUUCGUCCCAAAUUCGGAUGUUUUUAGAUAUUUAAGGAGAGACUUUCUAUGUCAUGGAAUGCAAAUCAAAGUUUACAUUGAUAUAUUAAAAAAAUAUUGUGCAAACCUUAUGUUUUUAUUAGUAUAAUAAAAUCUUAAAUUUCACCGCCAAUUGCUCUGACAAUACUCUACUUAAAAGUUCA